This is a messenger RNA of Suillus subaureus, 639 nucleotides long. RefSeq lists its product as uncharacterized. Lineage: Eukaryota; Fungi; Basidiomycota; Agaricomycetes; Boletales; Suillaceae. The transcript has a single exon. Gene Ontology annotation, molecular function: GTP binding. The record is from RefSeq and is a predicted model, not a curated record. The annotation marks the transcript as partial.
UUGAAUGUGUUACUUUUCGGCGAGACUGGAGUUGGGAAAAGUGCCAUUAUCAACUUGAUUAUGGGACGCGACGUUGCACAGACGUCGCCAGAUGGAGCAACCUGCACACUGCAGCAUACCUCCCACGAAGUCAGUCUUGGAGAUUGCCGAUUCAAACUUUGGGAAGUUUCCUCACUCGGAUCGAUGGGUUUUUUCCGGACCCUUUUUGCAAAAUGGCGCCUGAAAAAAUCUUACAAGAAACUGUACAGAGAUGACGGAGUCUACCUUCUUCUAUAUUGCAUGAGGGGAUCGAGGGCUCAGAGAGCACUGAUCAGGGAUUAUAAAUUUUUCACUGACAUUGUUAGCUCCACAUCCACUGCGGCAGGCGGCGUACCAGUCGCUGCUGUUGUCACCUCUUUGGAAGAUUACCCUACGGACAUGGAUAGGUGGUGGGUGAAGAACAAGGAUAACCUGGAAAGUCUUGGGAUGCGGUUUUCCGCACAUGCUUGCAUCACUUCGCUCCCCAACGACCCACAUGCAUCAUCCGCUGUGCGUGCACGUCGACAUCGAUCAGAGCAAGCCAUCCGCAGUCUCAUUCAUGACUCGUAUCAAGCAGGUACCGAAACGCCUCGCAGUUCCAGUCCCGCCCCAACUUCAUGA